Molecule: messenger RNA, 1367 nt
Organism: Capsicum annuum
Lineage: Eukaryota; Viridiplantae; Streptophyta; Magnoliopsida; Solanales; Solanaceae
Exons: 1
Coding region: 345-1145 (266 amino acids)
Source: RefSeq, a predicted model, not a curated record
GUAAAUGAUCUUUUUAGAUCUUUUAUGUGUAAAACUGAAGGUGCAAAAAUAGUAGUAUCUUAUAAAAAGACAUAAAUUAAAAGUACAUGCAGUUAGAAGCCACGUGGCACAAAAAAAUACUUCUCCUCUUGAGUAACCUGUGAAUGACGAAAUAAAAAUUAGCACUUUUUCAGCUGAACUCCACGAGAAGCCCAUAGUUCCAACUAUUGGUAAUUAUGACUAACCUACAACUACUCAACUUUUUAAACUUACUCACACAACUUUACACAAGUGUUCUAACUUUCUUAUUUUCUCAAGCUUUAUCUUCAUUGUUAUAGAUCCAAUAUCUUGAAAUCCCAACAUACAUGGAAAAACAACUACAAGAAUCAGAAGAAGAGAAAAAAGAAAAAUGCACAAGAAAAUUAGAUUUCAGUGCUCCUCUCUUGUCAACUAGGCGUUCUAGUGAAAAAUCUUUGUCGUGUUCCAAUAUCCCACCACAACUUUCCAUAGAUAUUUUUAAUAGAGUGCCAUUUUCUUGGGAGCAAAGGCCUGGAAAACCAAAGGAAAUGGGGGUCACAAACAUUGAAAUUGUACCACCUCCGAAAUUGCCACCAUGUAUGUGGCAUACAAGAAAAGAUCAAUUAGCUACAAGUACUACUACUACUACUAAUAAAUCCUACGAUGGCGAUAUCGACAACGAUGAUCAUGACAACUAUGUUGGAAAUAUUGACAACCAAGAUGUUUACUCAGAUGCUCUUGAUGUUUUUUCGUUAGGGGAUGAGUCGAUAGACAUGCUUGAUGGAACAGAAAAUAGAAAAUCAAAUAUGGAGGUUGAUGAUGAGGAGCCUAAUUGCGAUUGGAAUGCUAAUAAGCCAGCAGUACCAAAUUUCAUUAUCCAGAGAUUUCUUAAAGAUGCAAAGGAACUAGCCAUUUCAUCUGCCUUGGAAAACACUAGGAAGAGAAUACUAGAGGAUGAGCAAAAUGAAAGACGACCAUGUAAUUUUUCGUCAAAGGCAGUGUCAUGUGGAUUUGACAUGUUUAUUCCAUGGAGGAUAAAACCCAAGCCAUGUUGUGUGAAGAAUUCUGUAGUGGCAGCUUCUCCAAGAAUGAGACCUCAAUGGACCAACAGAGACAAAUAUGCAUCAGAUGCGGAUUCAAAAUUUUAAUAACACUACAUUUAUGUGCAUCUUGAGGAUUAACUAGAGUCAACAGAAUCAGAAUGGAUGUGUUCUAUUUUAUAUUUAGGCUUUAAAUUUAUUUGAAUGUGUAUAAGUGAUUCGUGAUUCGGUGCCCUUCCUUCGUGAGAUAGAUUAUUGACUUAGUAUAAAUAGUAUAUACUAUUUUGGUACAAUAUUAAAUCAGUUAUAAUAUAGUUUCAUUGCAGUUUA